AAUUCUUGGGACUUGUAUAUGAAGAGAGAGCCUUAGAACAUACGUUUCCACCAUUUCUUUCUUCUGUGUGUGAGAGAGAAGAGAGACAAAGAAAAGCCCUUGCAUUUCUCAUGGACUGUGGAGUCGUGUUGGGUUUCUACUGCUGGGGCUGGGAGUUCUUAACUGCUCUUAUUCUCUUCUCUUCCUCCCAUUAAUUAGUCUCUUUCUCUUCUCUUUUUCUUUUCUUUUCUUUUCUUUUCUUGCAAAGUUUAAUUUCUUAUGGAGUCUACAGCUAUAGAUAGUAAUAAUAAUAAUAAUAGCAAUAAAGGUUUGUUGGAAUAUGCAAGGAAAUCAACUCCGCCACCAUUCUUGCUCAAAACCUACAUGCUGGUGGAAGAUCCGGUCACCGACCACGUGAUUUCUUGGAAUGACGACGGAACAGGGUUCGUGGUGUGGCAGCCGGCGGAGUUUGCCUGCGAUCUACUACCAACACUGUUCAAGCACAGCAACUUCUCCAGCUUUGUCCGGCAACUGAAUACCUAUGGUUUUCGCAAAGUUGCAACCAGCCGGUGGGAGUUCUGCAAUGACAUGUUUCGAAAGGGUAAAAGAGAGCUACUUUGUCAAAUUCGUCGACGAAAAGCAUGGUCUAACAAGCAACAACCGAUUGCACCAAUUCAAGCUACACCACAAGAGUUUGAGGAAGAUCAAAGAUCAUCAUCAACAUCAUCAUCAUCUGAAUAUAGUAACCUUAUCGAUGAAAAUAAACGUCUCAAGAAAGAAAAUUGUGCGUUGAGCUCCGAGCUCACUAGCAUGAAGAAGAAGUGCAAGGAGCUACUUGAUUUAGUGGCCAAAUAUGCACAUUUGGAGAAAGAAGAUGAUGGUGGUGAUGAUGAUGAGAGGCCAAAGUUGUUUGGUGUGAGAUUAGAAGUUGGGGAAGAAAGGGAGAGGAAGAGAAAGAAAGCUGAGAUUAGAGAGUGGGCAACUAUUUUACUAGCCCAAUCAUGCAAGUAAUUUGCGCCAAUUAUAAAUGUAGAUUCAAUUAAUUAAUAAUCAAAGAAGCAAGCAAUAUCUAGCUACUUGGAAUGUAAGUAGCUUUGCUCCAUUGCUGGCUUAUAUGUAUAACUAUAUAAGUACAUUGUUAUGUACUUAAAAGGGAUUAUAAUUGGGCACAAGCCCCUUGAAUUACAUGGCUAUCAUAUAUUUUGUUUUGUGGGUUAAA
Messenger RNA from Hevea brasiliensis (rubber tree), 1198 nucleotides. RefSeq names its product heat stress transcription factor B-3. The coding region runs from base 259 to 990 and encodes 243 amino acids. The record is from RefSeq and is a predicted model, not a curated record. The transcript is spliced from 2 exons. Gene Ontology annotation, molecular function: RNA polymerase II cis-regulatory region sequence-specific DNA binding; DNA-binding transcription factor activity. Gene Ontology annotation, biological process: regulation of transcription by RNA polymerase II. NCBI's taxonomy places the organism in Eukaryota, Viridiplantae, Streptophyta, Magnoliopsida, Malpighiales, Euphorbiaceae. Gene Ontology annotation, cellular component: nucleus.